Messenger RNA from Coregonus sp. 'balchen', 3587 nucleotides. The record is from the annotation of a GenBank genome assembly. Lineage: Eukaryota; Metazoa; Chordata; Actinopteri; Salmoniformes; Salmonidae.
AUGCGGGGGUUAAAGUCAGCGGUGCGGGGGCCCGGGGGGUGCGGGGGUCCGUGUGUGUACGAAGCGGUGCCAGACGGGGGCUGGGGCUGGGCGGUGGCAGUGGCCUUCUUCUUCGUUGAGGUGUUUACCUUCGGGACCAUCAAGUCUCUGGGGGUGUUCCUCCAGGACCUCAUGACAGAGUUUGGAGAGAGCAACAGCAGAGUAUCCUGGGUCAUCGCAAUCUGCAUCUUCAUCCUUACAUUCACAGGUGGGUCAUAGAGAGCAUCUUCAUCUUCACAGGUGGGUCAGAGAGAGCAUCUUCAUCUUCACAGGCCAGUAAAGCUGUGUGAACAGUAUUUGGACACAGAAUCUGUCCUACUCACUGAACCCCCUGUGUGUCAAUCAACUACUUCAUUAAAUAGUGUAUAAGGUAAAUGAAAAACAUGUCUGUACUCUGUAGUAAAACUAACGGUCCUCUCUCUCUCUCCUCUCUCUCUCUCCUCUCCUCUCCCUCUCUCUCUCUCCCUCUCUCUCUCUCCUCCUCUCUCCUCUCCUCUCUCGCUCCUCUCUCGCUCCUCUCCUCUCUCUCUCCUCUCUCUCCUAUCCCACUCUCUCUCCUCUCUCUCUCCAGCCCCUCUGUCCACGGUGCUCAGUAACCGGUUCGGUUACCGUCCUGUAGUGAUGUUGGGGGGUUUUCUGAUCAGUGUGGGAACCAUCAGCUCUGCCUUCGUCUCCUCCAUCUACGAGAUGUACGUCACCCUCGGCAUCGUCUCGGGUAACUAUCUAACCUACUUUACGCUCACACACACACACACACACACACACACACACACACACACACACACACACACACACACACCACUACUUCACGCUUCCUGCAAUGGUCUAUCUUGUGAUACAUAUGUGGAAUUCAUUAGAAAAACCUUGAACAUGUAAGGAGAAUAAUGAUCUUUAGCUUUUACAUUCAUGCUUACAAUUCCAGCUGAAAACAUAUGAAUGAAACAAGGGACUCCUAGCAGUGCAUGAGGCUGACUGAUGUCUGUCUCUUUCAGACCUGGCUUAUGUUUGUGGGAUAAAUAGAAUAACCCCCAACCCCACUGUCAAAGCUGUAUUCAAUUCACAUCUAAACAUAUCAUUAAAACCUGUAUUCUUAUCAAUGAAACCUGUGCUAUCAAUGAGGCCUAAACUCCCCCAUCUUGAGUCUGUAGGACAGAUUGACACAACAGAAAAGAACAAUUCCCAAAUUGUCCAAAUAAACCAAUAUUUCCUUUCAGAUCCGAUCCAAAUAACUUUUCUUUUACAGAACGAAGCACUGCUAGCUGUCCCAGUAAAUAACUCGUCACCUUCCUUUAAAACAGACAGCAGCUAACUUAACGACCUCUGUCUUCUUUCUCCUUGUUUUUGUCUUUAACUGCGUCCUCUUUCAGUAGUCGUCACGACAACAAGCCUGAGAGUGACCUGUCAACCCUGACCUCUGACAUCAGAGUGACCUGUCAACCCUGACCUCUGACCCAUGACCUCUGACCCCUGACCUUGCUGCAGUGCCGGUGGCUGUCACGCCCCUCUGUGUGUCCUCUGCUGGACCAAUGAUGUGUAUAUAUCUAAGACAUGGAUUGAAACGUGAAACCGUCAACAGCAUUUUGCACAGUGACUGUAUUCACUUUGUAAACUUGAUUUGAAAUGAUCUUGAUGAAAAGGUACUCCUGUGAUGGUGUUUUAAUGUUGUUUGGUUUGAUGUCAGUCAUGUGAUUUCCAGAUUGCGUGAACAAUAACAUCUGUUGUCAUUUGUAAUGUGUCCAGGUCUGGGGUACUGCCUGGCCUUCCUUCCCACUGUCACCCUGCUGUCUCAGUACUUCAACAGAAGGAGAUCCCUGGUCACCGCCCUGGCCUCCUCAGGGGAGUCCUUUGCCAUGUUUGCCUUUGCACCAGGUACGUUGCGGUUUCACGUGUGUACCAAAUUGCACCCUAUUCCCUAUGUAGUGCACUACUUUUGACCAGGGCCCAUAUAGGGUGUAGGGUGCUAUAUAGGGAAUAGGGUGCCAUUUCAGAUUCAGACUAAUUCAUCUCAAAAGGCAGAUAUUGUGUCUGGUACUGUUCUAAAAGUAAAAUAUUGUGGAGGAGCAUAAAAAAACAUGAGUUUUAAACGUUUCUAACAGUCAUUUGAAAGUGGAAGGAGAUUUAAAACCACAUAUCUCCUCUUCUCCUCUGCAGCCUUCAUGGCCUUGAAGGAGGUAAUCGGCUGGCGCCACUGCCUCAUCGUCAUCGGCAUCAUGCAGACCUCCGUGAUUGGCUGCGGCGCUCUGCUUCGACCAAUAAUCAUCAGGCCUAACCAGGAAGUGUCAUUGGAGUUGUCCAAUAAGAGGAAGCUGUCCGUUAAGCUGCAGACGGUCUACGAGCUGCAGAAUGAGGAUACCCAGACCAACGUUAGCUCCGGGGAGUCUGAGGAGUCAGGGGAUUCUGGGGUCACCUCUCUGUCCGCAUCAAGUGCUGACCUCCGGGCCACCACAGCCACACAGGACCCCUCUGAGACCUGGGCCCUCAUGGAGGACCAGGGGGAGAAGAACCAGGGGGGACAGACAACCCUUGGAACCCCACUGAAGCAGCUGGAGGCUGGGGAGAAAGAGCAGGGUGAGGUGGGUCCCCUGGUCCAACCCGCCAGACCUAAACUCCUAGACUUCUCUGUGUUAAAAGAUGGAGCGUUCAUCUGCUACUCUCUGUUCGGCCUCUUCGCCACGCUGGGGUUCUUCGCCCCUUCGCUUUACAUCAUAGAGCUCAGUAAGAGCCGUGGCGUCCACACCGAAAAGGCUGCCUACAUGCUCUCCGUAAUGGCGGUGUCUGAGGUCUGCGGGCGCCUGUCCAUCGGGGUCAUUUUAAACAAGGUGCGGAUGCGUAAGACCCAGGUGCUUCUGGGAUGUGUAGUUCUGCUGUGUCUGGUGCUGUUAGUCUUCACCCUGGUGACUGAGUUCUGGGGCCUGGCAGCCUGCUGCUGUCUCUAUGGCUUCCUGAUGGGCACUGUGGGCUCUACACACAUCCCCAUGCUGGCAGAGGACGACGUGGUGGGCAUAGAGAGGAUGCCCUCGUCCGUGGGGGUCUAUGUGUGUAUACAGAGCUUUGCUGGGCUGGCCGGACCACCGCUGGGAGGUAAGAGACUCUAGCUGAUUUACUUUGUCUGGAUCUUAGUUCUCUCUCUCUCUCUCUCUCUCUCUCUCUCUCGAACUCUCUCUCUCGAACUGAUCUAGAAGGUUUUGAUUGCUACUGCACCAACCUGAUGAUCUUUAGGUGUCUCUGACGUUGCCUCCUGUGUGUUUUUCCCCCCAGGCCUGUUGGUGGAUAUGACCCAGAACUACGGCUCAGCCUUCUACUCCUGUGCUGUGGGAAUGGGCCUGGGCGCCAUCUUCCUUGCCAUGGUGGGACCUGCCAAGUCCGGCCUCUGCCACCGCGGGAAGACGAGAAAACAGAAGGAGGAGAAAGAAGGAGAGGAGGAGAGGAGAGGAGGAGGAGAGGAGGAGGAGAGGAGAGGUGGAGAGGAGGAGGAUAAGGUUUCUCAGGACAGUGGAUCAACAGAUUAUCUAGACGUUGAUCUGGUUAUGGAGACCAGUCCGGCUAAA